AUGGGACAGUGCCGUGUCUACCAGCGAGAUGAGUUGAAUGCUGGAGUCGAAUAUGCGACACUCAGUCACUGUUGGGGAAGCACUAAAUAUCUUACCCUAAGUAAGAGCAAUCUGCAGCAACUAAAAACCCAGAUACCAAGUGAAGAUCUCCCACGUACAGUGCAAGAUGCCAUCACGGUAGCGCAUGAUCUGGGGUUCGAGUACAUUUGGGUGGGUACUCUAUGUAUCGUUCAAGAUGACCUCAUGGACUGGGAAAGAGAAGCAGCGAUGAUGACGAGCGUUCAUGGAAACUCGAGUCCCAAUAUUGCAGCUGCUGGCGCAAGAGAUGGACGAGACGGCUACUUUUUUUCUCGGCCCACCCAUUGGAACUGCAAGUUGCAGUUAUACAAUGGCCAUCACGCCCUUUCUUGUUCUGCAGCCCCUGUCUCUCUUUAUUCGCGAUGCUUAUCUGGCAUGUCGCUAAUGGAACGAGGCUGGGCACUCCAAGAACGCUUACUAGCCGUGCUUACUCUGCAUUUUACGACCACUGAGCUGUUCUGGGAAUGUAAUCACAUCAUAGCCUGUGAAAGCUUCCCAGAAAGACUACCUGGAGGAACCAUGGUGCCCCUCGGAUUUCUGCAUAAACGAACAAUAGACGAUCCAAUGUGGCCGUAG
Messenger RNA from Bipolaris oryzae ATCC 44560, 654 nucleotides. RefSeq lists its product as uncharacterized. The record is from RefSeq and is a predicted model, not a curated record. Lineage: Eukaryota; Fungi; Ascomycota; Dothideomycetes; Pleosporales; Pleosporaceae. Bases 1 to 654 code for a protein of 217 amino acids. The transcript has a single exon.